Molecule: messenger RNA, 1247 nt
Organism: Dama dama (fallow deer)
Lineage: Eukaryota; Metazoa; Chordata; Mammalia; Artiodactyla; Cervidae
Product: ORM1-like protein 1
Exons: 1
Coding region: 49-510 (153 amino acids)
Biological process (GO): intracellular sphingolipid homeostasis; negative regulation of ceramide biosynthetic process; ceramide metabolic process
Cellular component (GO): endoplasmic reticulum membrane
Source: RefSeq, a predicted model, not a curated record
AUCCGGCCUGAGGAGACGCCGCCUUCGCCUCCGCGGCGCUGCGCAAACAUGAAUGUUGGCGUUGCCCACAGCGAGGUGAAUCCGAAUACCCGUGUAAUGAACAGCCGUGGUAUGUGGCUGACAUAUGCAUUGGGAGUUGGCUUGCUUCACAUUGUUUUACUCAGUAUUCCCUUCUUCAGUGUUCCUGUUGCUUGGACUUUAACAAAUGUUAUACAUAAUCUGGGGAUGUAUGUAUUUUUGCAUGCAGUAAAAGGAACACCUUUUGAAACUCCCGACCAGGGUAAAGCAAGGCUCCUAACUCAUUGGGAACAACUGGACUAUGGAGUACAGUUUACAUCUUCACGGAAGUUUUUCACAAUUUCUCCAAUAAUUCUAUAUUUUCUGGCAAGUUUCUAUACGAAGUAUGAUACAACUCACUUCAUCCUAAACACAGCUUCUCUCCUGAGUGUGCUAAUUCCCAAAAUGCCACAGCUACAUGGUGUUCGGAUCUUUGGAAUUAAUAAGUAUUGAAAUGUUUUGAAAUGGAACAAAAAGUUUUACAGCUACUGAGUUUUCUGUAAGGAAGGAGUGGUUAGUAAACUGCAUAAUGUGAAAUGAGAGGUAGCUACAUUGGAAAGCCAGUUGCUAGUUCUUCCUAGGCUGUUUUGAAGUACAGAUUCUUAGAGGAAGAUGCCUCUGUUUAAUGCAUCUUGUAUCUUUCUGAAGAGAGGCUUUAUGGGCAGGCUGGGCAGGCCCAGCUUAUAAGUUAAAUGGCUGUAAAGUAAGGGUGUAGUCAAUAAAUCCAAGGAAAUAGCGAUUUAUAAGAAACUAAGUCUGGCUUAGCUUAUAAUGAAUGGGCAUUAUGUUCAGAGAAGAAAAUUUUCAAUCAUUCAGUCAUGGUCAGUUAAGCCGACUUACAUGUAAACCAGAAUCAUCUCUUUACAAGUUUAUUAUAAAUUGUUUUUACUACCAUACGUAUUCCUCUUGUGUUAUAUAAGAGGAUAUAUAUCCUUUGUGUUAAACAAACCAGUUCCUACCUUAUGAACUUUUUUGCUUUUGCAGGCUCAACAUUGUUUGAUAAAUGAGUUUAUUUUUACAUUUAUUACUGAGUUCAUGAAAGUCCACUUUCAUGACUGAUUGAUGAUAGAAGAUAGUCAGGCAUCUUAGAAGCAGCCUCUGAGCUGGCCUUCUAAUUUUGGAACAGAGUGGGUUUUGCUGCCUUUCCAGAUACAAGGCUGCUAAACCAAUUAAGAAAAUAAUUUAUUUUU